Messenger RNA from Heterobasidion irregulare TC 32-1, 1374 nucleotides. RefSeq lists its product as uncharacterized. Gene Ontology annotation, molecular function: pyridoxal phosphate binding; molybdenum ion binding; catalytic activity. The record is from RefSeq and is a predicted model, not a curated record. The transcript has 7 exons. Lineage: Eukaryota; Fungi; Basidiomycota; Agaricomycetes; Russulales; Bondarzewiaceae. The coding region runs from base 21 to 1235 and encodes 404 amino acids.
CUAGUUUACUUCAAGAAGACAUGCCUUACUCCGAAGUCACGCCUCUGGAUUGCCCCUUUGCGCUAACUUUCUCAUGGUCCCGUCGAAUCACUGCACUGACCGUCUUCUUCUCCUGCCUUGUCCUCCUAAUAGUAAUAAGCCGUAGGCUGUCAAUGUUGUCUAGAGAUCAGACCGAAAGCCGGGGAUCCAAGAUCACUUUCGACCCCAAAGACCAAGGAAUUGUCAAGCAGAAAUUGGAUGCAAGGGAGGUAAAAAUAUCUAGACUCUUCGUACAUCCGAUCAAGAGCUGCCGUGGAAUCUCUGUUCGGACAUCACGCUACACACAGCUGGGCCUUGAGUACGACCGUCAAUGGUGCAUUAUUGAUGCUCAAUCGCAUGCUAUAAUCACAGCCCGAGAGUUUCCAAAGAUGGUUCUAAUCACGACUCGUAUCGUUGAGAACUCGAAUGAUCGAUAUGGAGGGCAGCUGGAAAUCACGUUUCCUAAAGAAUCUGGCUGUGAAGCAUUUUCUGUUCCGUUGAAGCCAAACCCCGAAACCCUCGAAAGAUGGUCAACGGUAGAGGACUGUACCGUCUUCAUAUUCGCUGAUAUCGACGGCUAUAUAACCCAGCCCCACAGCUCAUCACCCUUCGUAGACUCAUCGUUAUGUUCCGCAACUUUGUCACGUUUUUUCGGCAAGCCGGUUCAUCUCAUAUACAAGGGCCCCCGCCUGCGACCUGCUCCUCCAACGUGGUCCUUCCCCAACCUAAAGGUUGGCAUAAACUAUCAGGAUGUCUAUCCUAUUAUGGUCGUGAGCAAUGAAAGUUUUUUAUGCGCCAAGGUCAUGGUAGCUAGUUGGUGCCGAGAACAAGAACGAGAAGAGCUGAGAGAUUGGGAUACGGAUUCGCUGGUGCUGGAACGGUAUAGACCAAACAUCGUGUUUGAGGGGGCGUCUCUGCCAUUCGCCGAAGAUAUGUGGAGAAAAAUGACUAUCUCAUCCCCCACUCCACACGGGUUGUCAAAUGCCCGCUCGUUCACCCUGGUGUCUAAGUGUACAAGAUGCUUGUUGCCUAAUAUCGACCCCGCAACUGGAACAAGGAACUUGAAUAUUCCUUCCAAGCCUUUACUGAAAUUUCGCAAAGAUUUGGACCCUGGACGUCUUGGUUAUUCUUGUUUCGGGUGUAACGCUGUUCCUGCAGAGGCGGGAAGCCUAACAAUCGGGGAUGUGGUCUCUGUGCAAACCUGGGGGUUCGUGUAGUGAUCAAGGUUGACUAUCAAUGUGGGUUAUGAACAUAAAACACAGCAAACGUAUCACAAGAUUACAGAGAUGCUCCUAUAUGUAAUACAUAAAUCACGAUGGCAUGAUUACUUGUCCUGUUCAUCUUUCUUCUGUUUCU